Molecule: messenger RNA, 1104 nt
Organism: Salvia splendens (bonfire salvia)
Lineage: Eukaryota; Viridiplantae; Streptophyta; Magnoliopsida; Lamiales; Lamiaceae
Exons: 4
Coding region: 193-612 (139 amino acids)
Source: RefSeq, a predicted model, not a curated record
UUUACUUGUUUAACCCUGGUUUUCUUUUCCAAACACGCUCAAGACUUUAUACCUCUUCAAAGAUAUAUCAGGCAUGGUAGGAGGAAUGGAGGAGAACGAAAAGGUUUAUUGAAUAUUUCUUGAUGAUAUUGUUCUACGUAAGUUGCCCCCUUUUAUAGGUAUUACAAGAGGCACAUAUAUGGAAUAUUAUCAAUGUUGAGUGGUGGGAUCCCCGAAACUCAACUUGCACAAUACACUCGUAAAGCUUCUCGAGUUAACAGCCUUGGUGAGAAUAUCAGCCAAUUGAUCUUCAGAUCGAACAAAGGGCAGCUCUACUGCUCCAUUCUCAAUGUUUUCCUUGAUGAAGUGUCUGUCGACUUCGACAUGUUUAGUCCUAUCGUGCUGUACUGGAUUCUCAGAUAUGCUGAUGGCUGCAUUGUUAUCACAGAAGAGUUGACUCUUUUCUACAUGACUAGAUUACCUUCAACAAAGGUAAAACAGCCCGCUGUCGAUCUCCUGUCAACUGGGUUGCUUGCCCAAUCAGCAUCCGUGUAUCCAUGCACCCCUCGGAGUUUAUUCUUCUUGAACAUUAUUCCAUGCCCAACUGUUCCCUUGAGGCAAUAUCAGGUCUAGUGUGGGAUAGGUAAAUGAGCUUCCCAACCAAACGUUGAUAUUGGCCUUGGUGUGCUAGCUCCGCCCCCUCAGAGAUUUGCAGUCCAUGAUUAACUAAGAUUGGUGUAUCAGCCGGUUUGCAAUCCAGAAGUCCUGCCUCAGCCAGGAUGUCUAGGAUGUAUUUCUUCUGCCUCAGAAAAAUCCAUCCUUCAGAUCUUAGUACCUCUAUUCCCAAGAAGUACUUAAGAUUUCCCAAGUCCUUCAUCUCGAAUUCUUGAGACAAACUCCCCUUGAGCCUCUCGUUCUCCUCCAGUGGCGGACGCAGAAAUAAAUUUUAGCAGGGGCUUUACUAAGAUUUUUCAUUAUCAAUAUUAAUAUAUACUAUAUUAAUAUAUAAAUUAAUAUAUAUAUUAAAAAUCCCAAUAACAUUAAUAAAAUUGUAUAAAUAUUUAAUACAUAAAGUGCCAACAUAAAUACUAUAAUUCAAAUCCAAUUCAACUUCUUGCAUACUAA